UACUCGUAACGGCAAUUGGCCAAGGGAGUGAUUUGAUCAAUUGAAAGGGAGGGAUGCCUUUUUCCAGUCAGUCGAGUGGUCAUCGUUAUGCGGUAAAAAUAGCCAAUAUCAGAACACUUCUGAGCAGAGCACGCCCCAAACCAUAUAGAUAUCAAAUUAAUUUCGUCACACAAUCUAAUCGGGCUGCUGGCCAGACCUAAUAUGAUCUUGAGUAGGUGCCAUUAUCGUUAGUUAAUCAAUACCCAGUGCCUCGAAUUUCCCUAUCGAGACAAUUAACCAACUUUUAUAGGCCCUUAACGAUUGGAUGUUUUCGGAUCCCGAAUGGAAAAGUCACGGUUACCUGGACUAUUUCCAGAACAUGGCGAACAUCGAGCGAGGAAUCUUGCCCAGAAGUCAACAAUAGUCCUCCGAUAUUCGAGGGUGUUGCAUCAGUGAUUUAUAAACAAUUUUGUAUCUGUCCAUUGCAGCGCUAUCACUCCUGUCCACCUGUCCGGUAGCGCAAUCUUAUCUGUCGCAUUCAAUGGUUUAUUGAGCUCCACGGACAAGACAGUAGCAUCGGAGUAACUCAUCCCCACAGAGGCUGACAGGCAGACAAACAGAAAGACAGGCCUGAGAUGACGGAAGUGCGACGUCGGGGCUCGGCUCCCCCACCGGGACACUACCUGUGCGGAAUGGCCAACUGGCACCCGGCCUGGCUGCAGAAGUACGCCACCACGAAGAUGUUCAUGGGUGUCUACGGACUGCUAGGCACCAUCCAAGCUAUGUCUUACAUGUAUUUUAUUGUUACACUGACCACGCUGGAGAAACGCUUCAAGAUACCGAGCCAGACUACAGGAAUCAUACUCAGUGGCAAUGAGAUCUCACAGAUAAUGUUGUCCCUCAUCUUAUUGUACAUUGGCGGACAGCGUAAUCGUCCGCGCUGGAUUGCCUGGGGCAUUGUCUUCUGCGGCCUGUCCUGCUACAUUCUCGUCCUGCCACAUUUCAUCUAUGGCGCUGGCCAGGAUGUCCUGCAGUUCACCAAGGAGUACCAGGAUAGCCUAAUUAAUAGCACAUCGGAUUCUGGUAUUCCCCUCCCAAAUGUCACAUCAACGCAGAGCGAGCAACUGUGUGGCGUUGGAAAAAAGGAGGAGGGCUGCGAUGACCUCUUCACUUAUGUGCCCCUGGUCUUGAUCUUCCUCUCGCAGUUCGUCCUGGGCGUGGGCAAUACCCUGUACUACUCCCUUGGCCAGACCUAUCUGGAUGAUAACACCAAGAAGACAAACACCCCGCUGAUGCUCGCGGUAGCCAUGUCUCUGAGAAUGAUUGGUCCAGUCGUUGGCUUCUUCUUUGGUUAUAUCUCCCUAAACACCUUCAUUGACCCCACGAAGACCCCGCUGAUUGACAGCAAGGAUCCGCGCUGGUUGGGAGCUUGGUGGCUCGGCUGGGUCAUAUUGGGCACUUUGAUGUGUCUCUUCUCGGGUUUGAUCGGACUCUUUCCCAAGCAGCUGCCGAAGGUUAACGAUCCCAUCAAGCACAACUCCCACCUGCCGCUGGCCAUGCGCCACGAGGAGCUCAAGCGCGAGGAGAAUCUCUCGCUGAGCAGUCGCUUCUCCUCGAAUGCCGCCUUGGACAACAUUGGAGCCGGGGCCGGUGCGAAUGCUGAUCUGCCCAAGCUGAAAGACUUUCCCCGUGCCCUGAUGCGACUGUUGCGCAACAAGCUCCUGAUCUUCAACAUCACCUCGGCUGUCUUCUAUAUCCUCGGUGCCUCCGGCUUCAUGACUUUCCUCACCAAAUACAUGGAAGUGCAGUUCCACAAGAACUCACAGAGUGCCACCAUUGUGGUGGGUCCUGUGUCCAUUCUGGGCAUGGUCGUUGGCCUAAUUGGCUCUGGCCUUGUUCUGUCAAAGAAGAAGCCUGCAGUCAGCAAGGUGCUCAUGUGGAACGUGAUCGUGGGAUGUGUCUACAUCAUGGGACAGAUAUCCUAUGCCUUCCUCUACUGCCCAGACACCUUUUCCAUGACUCAUGUGGGCGGGCUCAACCUGACCAGUGCCUGCAACUCCAACUGCUCCUGCAGUGGUAUAAGCUACACCCCAGUCUGCCACGAGCCCACGGAUACCACAUACUUCUCGGCCUGCCAUGCGGGCUGUCAGGGCUACAACGCCGAGUCGAAGCUCUACGAGAACUGCAGUUGUCUGGCAGAAGCUGGUGUACUGCAGCCCAACGCCGCUCAGAGGCUGCUGAAACUACUGGAGCCUACCACUCAACCUCCACAACUGGACGAAACCACGGACUUCACGCUCAGUGGCAGUGGGGUGCCGCUGCUCAAUGAUGAAAAUGACUUCGAAGAUCAGUUGCUGUCGCGAGUUCGUCGAUCCAGUCCAGAAGAGGUUAUUCGGCCGGGGAUCUGCAUGCAAGGCUGCAACUGGAGCUUCUGGGUGUUCUCCAUAACCUCGAUGAUCGUCAAUUGGUUUGGGUCCUCUGGCCGUGUGGGAAAUGUGCUGGUCAACUACCGGGCGGUGGAGUCUGGGGACAAGUCCUUUGCCCAGGGAUUGGCACUGAUGAUGAUCAGUAUGUUUGCCUUGAUUCCGGGUCCGAUUAUAUUCGGGCGCCUCAUCGAUUCCACGUGUCUGGUGUGGACGAAGACCUGCAACGGCAAUGGCAAUUGCCAGCUGUACGAUCAGACGCGGUUCCGGUACUCCAUCAACUUUUUAUCCUGCUUACUCACCUUCAUUGGAAUGUUAUUUGAUUACCUGGUCUGGUACUACGGCCGGGACCUGGAUAUCUAUGGUGACAAGGAGGCUAAGCAGGUGGAGCGGGCCAACAGGUAGGACCAGCCCAUUACUCCCCUCCUGGCCAAGAAAUCCGAGAGGAUCCAAGAGGAAUACUAAAGCUAGAGCCAAUGCGUGAUACUCAAUUCUGAGGAAUAGGGUCCUAUAGGACAGGCAAGACCGAGAUCCUAACAUGAAACGAAAGGUAGAAGAAAUUUUUAGAGUAAGUAUCGGUAUAGGGAGAUCCGGCAAUGCCAUAAUUCCACCGCCAUAUGUGCAAACCUCUCGCUGUCGUCUAGGAUAUUAUCCAUUUUGUUUAUUUUCGUGUUUAGUUUUUCAUGUUUUUUUCUACUCAUUUAAGAAACACUACACCGUGAAUAGCUUUAUAAUAAAUGAAAAUGAAUUUAUAUUUACAUAAUAUAAUUUAAUCAAAAAAGA
Molecule: messenger RNA, 3185 nt
Organism: Drosophila pseudoobscura
Lineage: Eukaryota; Metazoa; Arthropoda; Insecta; Diptera; Drosophilidae
Product: solute carrier organic anion transporter family member 74D-like
Exons: 7
Coding region: 615-2807 (730 amino acids)
Biological process (GO): transmembrane transport; sodium-independent organic anion transport
Cellular component (GO): plasma membrane
Molecular function (GO): protein binding
Source: RefSeq, a predicted model, not a curated record